AAGUAGACUCUUUCUAGUCGGGGUCCUGACAAAGACGGUCGCAGACGAACUGCAAGCUUUAGCAUCUCUGCUAAACCCCAACAAACAGCGUCGAAAUAUCCAAAUAAACAACAAUAGUGCGCGAACUAUGGUCGUCAGUCACUUCGGCGAAAACUGUACAUGUACAAACAUGAUAACAGACGUGCGUAUAUGUAAAGAAUGAUGCAUUCGGCCAGUAUGUGGAUUUAGCACUGGGCUAUUGUUGUUCCACACGGCAAUGAUGCCAGCCUUCAUUUAAAGAGACCACCAGCCUUCCGUUGUACCUGCUGCACCUCUACGAAAUGAUUUUGGAGACACUAGAAGGAUAGACUAUAUGCUAAAAAAAUCUGAAUUUAAACCUCGGUGCUGUGAAUCAUUCUAACAGUUAUAAUUAGUUUCCCUCCAGCAGGUGAAUGAAGGUUAGUCUUUGAAAUGCUGUAGGAUAGAUUAGCAAUCAAUACAGAGAUCAGUGCAUCGGCAGAGAAGAUGGACAAAAAAUCAUUUGACAUCGUCUUGGACGAAAUCAGAAAGUGUGUUUUGACAGAUCAACGGAUUAAAGCUAUCGAGCAGGUUCAUGGGUAUUUCUCCAGUGAACAGGUCAUAGACAUUUUGAAGUACUUCUCCUGGGCAGAGCCCCAAAUAAAAGCAGUCAAAGCCUUGCAACAUAAAAUGGUUGCAAUUCCAACGACAAAGGUUGCAAACAUCCUUAAUUGCUUCACAUUUUCAAAGGACAGAAUUAUAGUAUUGGAACUCAUAGCUUUAAAUAUUUCUGAUGCCCAAAACUACCGUCCUGUGGAAGAUGCAUUCCGUAUUCAUCUCUCUGAGAAGAAACGUGCAAGAAGAAUCCUAGAACAGGUGUGUAAGGUGGGAUGUAAAGCUCCAGUUGCAAUGAUUUCAUCCUGCGGGAUGAUCCCAGGGAACCCUUAUCCUAAGGGCAAACCCAGCCAGGUUACAGGAACAUUCCCUGGAAUUCCUGCCAAAAAGGAGGGAGAGGAUGUAAACCUCGAUGGAAAGGGUAUUGCUUUACGCAUCAUUGGAGGAUCAAGCAAACCGUCCCCCUCAUCAUAUAAUCCACACAGACCUGUGCCAUACCCGAUCCCGCCAUGCCGCCCCCAUGCAACCAUCGCUCCAAGUGCAUACAACAACGCAGGUCUGGUGUCAGUGGGUGGGGUCAUCACUGCCAGUGUGCCACCCCCACCCUACCGAGCCACUCCCAAUUUGGCAGGUUACAGCCGACCUGCCAGUCAAAACCCAACAGCCAACAUCUCUGGCACACCUGCUAUCUCUCCUCGUGGCUCCACUCCAUCAACACCAGUCACCUCCCAGCCUCAGCCAACUACACCAAUCACUCCAGUUUUCCCUGGCAUGGUCCCAUCCCAGAACCCUGUGACCCCUUCCCCUACUCCUGCCCCGUCUCCCUCAGUUAUCAAAGGACCUCCAAUUGGCUCUCCCCAAGUUGCCUCUAACUCCAGUGGCCACACUACACCAGUUCCCUCUCCAUUUCCCAGUAUGCCCCCUUCUGGUAGAAACACCCCUUCUGUCAUCAAAAGUCAUACACCAUCUGGAACACCAUGUAGUACACCUGGGCCAAGUACAGGCAUCCCACCUUCUCCGUUCCACAAUGCGCCUCGCUCAGAAACACCUUCUGGUGGCAUCACACCUACUCCCAGGGCAACUGGUGACUCCAUGAAUACUCAUGGAGCAAUGGGUUUACCCUCAAAAAAGGGCUACCCACCUUCCUCUGACUCCCAGUCAGCACUUUUGUACCCUGGCACUCCCUCUACGCAGUCACAUUCAGUUAUUCGUAGUUACACACCUUCAGGGAUGUCUGCUCUCGCCCCUGGACAAUCUGUUCCCAGCAUGCAGGGUGUUGGUAGCCCUAAGCCCUCUCCUGGACUCACCUCCCAGGCCGCCCUUGGUAGCCCUGCAGGAGCUUAUUUUAAUGAGCAGCACACCAGCUCCAUGGCCCGGCAUGGCGGAGGUAGUGGAAGCAACAGUCCUGUCCCUUCUGCAUUUAAAGGCCCCUCACGCUCUGGCACCCCUUCUCUUAGCUCUCUAGUAAUGCCUAACUCUGCUGUCCUUGCCCGACCUGUUGGUAUGGCCCAUGGUUCUCCCUCACCACAGUCUAAUUUACCUGGCACUGCUGGCAUAGCAGGUCUCCAUAGCCUGCCCUCAGCUCUAGGCUCUCAGUCUGGAAGUAGCCCUGCUCCACAUUUUGCAGCAAUGUCUCCUUUCCCUGGCGCCCAGUCUUCCAUUUCCACCCCCUCUACUCCUACUCCUCCUGUCUCAUCUGUAUAUACUGGCCUGGCUCACUCUAGUGCUCCCUCUCACACCCCUUUUGGCCUUGGAUUGACAACAGCUCCAUCUGUGUUCCCGGGUCUUCCUCCUGGACCAAACCCUGCCUUCCCAGGAUUUGGAGGCUCAGGGUCCCCUGCUGCAGGAAGUCCAGUGCUGUCAUCUUUAAUGGGCAUUCCAGGAGCCUCUUCCUCAGUGGCCACUGUCGCACCUCUCCAGGCAGCUGUCGCAGCAGCUGCCGCAGCAGGAGUCCCUUCCUCUUCUCCUGUGCUUCCAGGAUUUGCCUCUGCGUUUAGCUCUAACUUCAACCCUGCUCUGGUUGGACAGCCUGGGCUCACUGGAAGUCUUCAGCCCCCUGGAGGAGCAGGUUUCCCAGGAUUGCUGUCUUUUCCUCCAGGGAUGCCCGGCUUCUCCAGCGCUGCGUCUCCUGCUGCCCUCUCUGGUCUACACAACUCUGCCAUGCAGUCUGCUCUUUUGCAGGCUCACUCAGCAUCAGCACUGGACAGUUACGCUCAGCCAAAUGGAUUCCCAAACUACCCAGCAGCAGCUGGCUCAAGCUUCCCACUACAACCAGGCCUGCACCCUUCACUGGGUUGGCAGUAAUUUGCAUAUCGAAAGAAAUGCAACCUAAGGAUGUUUGUGUGUGAAACAAUUUCCUCUACAAGAGAUUCAAACCGCCAGACAUGUGGUUUGGUGCUAUGAAUUAGAAGAAAAUCAUUUUGAUUUGACUAUUGAGGGCUGGACUGCUUGUCACAUGUAUUUGAAUGAAUGAAAUAAAUAAUACUCUUUAGUUUUUUGUUUUUAGAAGUAGUUAGAUCUUAACAUUAAGCAUCAUGACAAUGUUGAAAAAUGAAUAUUGAAAUAAUUUUUUUAACAUACACCAGUAGAUGAACUGUGAAAGUGUGGGUCUGCAAAGUUUACUAUACUGUUUUUUUUUUAAUCAUGAAAGUAGUGAGUUAACUGACUUUUUCUUUAAACGUCUGUCAAAUACUGUACAUACCCUUCGAAAAUGGGUAAAUUAGAUGUUUGCUCUUUGUACUGUAGCUGUUCCAGUUUUUAUUUUUCCCUGUUACCUUGCAAACUUCUCUAUAGGAACUGAUAGAGCUGCUUUGCCAACUCCAAAGUGACUUUAGUGUAACCGAUAUUACACUGUUGUGCAAUUUUGCUGAUAUUAACCCUUUUACUACCCCACCAAGAAAAAAAAAUUGGAUUGCAUUUUUUAACUUCUAAUGUCACUAUUCAACACAUCCUAUAAUUUUUUAAAUAUCAACCUCCUCCAAAUGGUAGAUAUGUUGGUUUAUGGUGAAAGUACCGGAAUGAAUACAUAUACUGUGAAAAAUCUAAAAAAAUGAAGUGUAUAACUUUAUUUAAAAACAUAAUCAAAAUAAAACAUUUUGAAUACUAAAUCAUCUUUAUAUUUUGAGGAUUUAACAUGCAAUAAAACCUAUGUCAAGUGUAGUGUUUGUAAGAUUUUUUUUGUAAACCAACAAUGUUGUGUAGUGUAAACCAUUAUUUAAAUGAAUUUAACAGUCAUUAUUUAAAACAGUCAAAACAUGGUCAACCAUUUGGUAGAGCAGGCAGUUAAAGGGGUUAAGGUCAGAACCAUGAAUUUUGCAUGUAUACAAUGUUUAGAUCCAGCACCCAGAGUCUGCGGUACUCUCAUUUGUUUCCAUUAUAUUUUAUAAAAUGUACAAAAGAAUAUGGUAGGUUUAUGGUAGUCUAGUGCGUUUUAACAUCAUAAUGAAAUAAAACUCUUUUUUUUCCCUAGA
Messenger RNA from Danio rerio (zebrafish), 4082 nucleotides. The record is from RefSeq and is a predicted model, not a curated record. Lineage: Eukaryota; Metazoa; Chordata; Actinopteri; Cypriniformes; Danionidae.